Monoraphidium neglectum is the source of this 257-nucleotide messenger RNA. RefSeq lists its product as hypothetical. NCBI's taxonomy places the organism in Eukaryota, Viridiplantae, Chlorophyta, Chlorophyceae, Sphaeropleales, Selenastraceae. The record is from RefSeq and is a predicted model, not a curated record. The transcript has a single exon. The annotation marks the transcript as partial.
CCCAGUUUGCACGCGCGGCCGCCGCCGGGGUCGCGCUGCGGCGGAGGGUCUUCUUCCACGCCUUGCCAAAGGACAACUUGGCGCCGGCGCCCUAUGCAUACAACUCGAUCAUAAAAUCGAGGGAGCUGUUCUGGAACAAGAUCGAUGCGGAGAACGUGCUACUGUUCCAGGUGGCCACGUCAGCGUCUCCAUUGGAUGACGCGACCUCAAUGGCACGCAGCCCGCACGCCCUAGAUGCUGCUGCAAACCCUGACUGA